This is a messenger RNA of Ceutorhynchus assimilis (cabbage seed weevil), 920 nucleotides long. NCBI's taxonomy places the organism in Eukaryota, Metazoa, Arthropoda, Insecta, Coleoptera, Curculionidae. The record is from the annotation of a GenBank genome assembly.
GGAAACAAAACGGUUUGUUGUUGUGUGUGGGCUGGCACUAAUCUACACAGAUUAGGGUUAAAAAUCGGCAUUUUUCGGGCUUCGGAUUCAAAAUUUCCACAAAAAAAUCAUGUCGGUAACGAAAAACGGCCCUCGUCCAUUUACCGUAAUAGUCGAAGGCAAUAUUGGUAGCGGAAAAACCACAUUUCUCAACCAUUUUAACCAAUAUGAGGAUGUUUGUGUGCUGGCCGAGCCCAUUGAAAUGUGGCGAAAUUGCCAGGGGCACAACUUAUUAGGCCUGAUGUACCAAGACAUCAAAAAAUGGAGUUUUACUUUUCAGUCUUAUGUACAAUUGACCAUGUUGCAGCAUCAUACUAAGCAAACUAGUUGUCCUGUGAAACUGAUGGAAAGAUCCAUUUAUAGUGCAAGAUAUUGCUUUGUUGAAAAAAUGAAACAAGACGGCCUACUUCCUGAAGCCUCAGCCGCAGUAAUCGAGAAACAUUUUGACUGGAUCCAAGACUAUGCUAAUGUAGAUGUAGAUUUAGUAGUUUAUCUAAGAACUACUCCAGAAGUUGUCUAUGACCGUAUGAUGGAACGCAACAGGCAAGAGGAAAAAGCUGUGUCCUUAGAUUACCUCAAAGCUUUGCAUCAGAUUCACGAAGACUGGCUUUACCAUAAGACUUUAUUCAAAGUUCCUGCUCCUGUCAUUGUUUUGGAUGCUGAUUUGGAUAAAUCGCUUAUUAGGGAGGAAUAUUUGAAGUGCGAGCCUCAUAUUCUUGUCAGCACCAAAGCUUAGUUUUAGAGGCAGCAUUUUUAUUUAUAUGUAUGUUUGUGUGUGGAUAAAUUUAUAAUGACUAAAUUGAUUUUAUUUUGUAACUUUUUAAUAAUUAAGAAUGAAUGUUUUGUGUAGUCAAGUACAAAAAAUAAAAUAUUUUACAAUA